UGCGCAGGUCCAGGGCGGCGGCUCAGGCUUUGGGUGGUCAUCAUCUGUUCCUUUCUGGUAUAGCCUAGAAUUCGGCGGAGAAACGCGGCCGAGACAUGGAAGAGAAAAUGAAGUGAAGCACCAUGAUCUUAAUGAACUAUGGAGACACCAGGUGAAGGUCCCAGCAGUGAGUCACAGGUCACCCCGGUUCUGGAGGAAGACCCCGUGGACUAUGGCUGUGAGAUGCAGCUCCUGCAGGAUGGGGCACAGUUACAGCUUCAGUUGCAGCCUGAGGAAUUCGUGGCCAUUGCAGACUAUACGGCCACUGAUGAGACACAGCUCAGCUUUUUGAGAGGAGAAAAGAUUCUCAUCCUGAGACAAACCACGGCGGACUGGUGGUGGGGUGAGCGUGCAGGCUGCUGUGGGUACAUCCCCGCGAACCACCUUGGCAAACAGCUGGAGGAUUAUGACCCUGAGGACACCUGGCAAGACGAGGAGUACUUUGACAGCUAUGGAACCCUGAAACUUCACCUGGAAAUGUUGGCUGACCAGCCUCGGACAACCAAGUACCACAGUGUCAUCCUGCAGAACAAGGAGUCCCUGAAGGACAAGGUCAUCCUGGAUGUGGGCUGCGGCACUGGCAUCAUCAGUCUCUUCUGCGCACAUCAUGCCCGGCCCAAGGCAGUGUACGCAGUGGAAGCCAGUGACAUGGCCCAACACACCGGUCAGCUGGUCCUGCAGAACGGCUUUGCCGACACGAUCACUGUGUUCCAGCAGAAGGUGGAGGACGUGGUGCUGCCCGAGAAGGUGGACGUGCUGGUGUCGGAGUGGAUGGGGACCUGCCUGUUGUUUGAGUUCAUGAUCGAGUCCAUCCUGUAUGCCCGGGACGCGUGGUUAAAGGAGGAUGGCGUUAUCUGGCCAACCACAGCCGCGCUGCAUCUGGUACCCUGCAGCGCCGAGAAAGACUAUCACAGCAAGGUGCUCUUCUGGGACAACGCGUACGAGUUCAACCUCAGUGCACUCAAGUCUUUAGCGAUCAAGGAAUUCUUUUCAAGGCCAAAGUCUAAUCAUAUCUUGAAGCCGGAAGACUGUCUAUCUGAGCCAUGCACAAUCUUGCAGUUGGACAUGAGAACUGUGCAGGUCUCUGACCUGGAGACCAUGCGUGGUGAGCUGCGAUUUGACAUCCAAAAGGCUGGGACCCUGCAUGGCUUUACAGCUUGGUUCAGUGUGCACUUCCAGAGCCUGGAGGAGGGCCAGCCUCAGCAGGUGCUGAGCACGGGCCCACUGCACCCCACCACACACUGGAAGCAGACCUUGUUUAUGAUGGAUGACCCAGUCCCAGUCCACACAGGAGAUGGUCACGGGUUCUGUUGUGUUACAAAGAAAUCCGGUAUGGAGAAGGCACAUGUCCGUCUCUCUGAGCUGGGUUGUCACGUCCGCACUCGAUCCCACGUCUCAAAGAGUUGGAGAGAAAGUCUUUCCGAUCUGGAGGUGACGGUUAGGCAGGGCGUGGGAGUCGUGGUCAUGGUAUGCAUCUCGGUGGAAGAAGAUGCACCUGACCACCUACUGUGAUGUCCACACUCACCCGUCCCAUGCUGUCCCCUUCCACCUAGCAGGUGACACCGGACCCCUCACAGCUCACCCCCCAGUGUCGUUUCUCCUGUAGGCUGUGUAUAUUGGUGUUCAUCCUGUGGUGCCCGUCGGCUGCCAGUGGUGACCGUGUUCCCAGCUGGGAGUAGUUGUAGACCCCCCCGACACACAUUUCAGCCCAUGUACCUGUGACUGUGAUGUCUGCACCUUGUGUCAGUGGUGUCCUUGAUGCCUUUGGCCAGCUGCUGCACCUAUGGAUGGUGACUCACAGAACCGUGCUCCAGUGUGAGAGAUGGCCAAGCACCCGUGUCUCCGUGCAAGGACUGGAGGUGGCAGCGUGUGCAGUGGGCUCUGCAUGGGUAGCCGCGUGUAACGUCUUAUGGGUAAAUUAUAUGUGGGACAUAGUACCUGCUCAAUAAAUAUUUUUUAAUGAACACA
Messenger RNA from Arvicanthis niloticus (Nile rat), 2007 nucleotides. RefSeq names its product protein arginine methyltransferase 2 (gene Prmt2). NCBI's taxonomy places the organism in Eukaryota, Metazoa, Chordata, Mammalia, Rodentia, Muridae. Gene Ontology annotation, cellular component: nucleus. Gene Ontology annotation, molecular function: histone methyltransferase activity; protein binding; protein-arginine N-methyltransferase activity. Gene Ontology annotation, biological process: chromatin remodeling; peptidyl-arginine methylation, to asymmetrical-dimethyl arginine. The record is from RefSeq and is a predicted model, not a curated record.